UAGGAGGGACGAAUGGGGGGGGGGGGUCCGGUCUCCCCUGUCCGAACACUUUUUUUUUUUUAUCCUAGAACUGAUCUCCGGGACCAAGACUCUUCAACCAGCCCCUAGAUCCCUGCUCAGCCAAAGGCCUUCCCUGCCAUGCAACCUGUCAGUGUCUGGAAACAGAGUACGUGGGGGCUGCUGCUGUGCCUGCUGUGUGGCUCCUGUCUGGGGUCUCCAUCCCCAGACGGAAACCAGGGGCUGCGGUUCCGGCUGGCUGGCUUCCCCAGGAAGCCCUACGAGGGUCGUGUGGAGAUACAGCGUGCUGGCGAAUGGGGCACCAUCUGUGAUGACGACUUCACACUGCAGGCUGCCCACGUCCUCUGCCGGGAGCUGGGCUUCACAGAGGCUACAGGCUGGACCCACAGUGCCAAAUACGGUGCUGGAACAGGCCGCAUCUGGCUGGACAACCUGAGCUGCAGUGGGACUGAGAAGAGUGUGACUGAGUGUGCGUCCCGGGGCUGGGGGAACAGUGACUGUACCCACGACGAGGAUGCCGGCGUUAUCUGCAAAGACCAGUACCUCCCUGGCUUCUCAGACUCCAAUGUCAUUGAGGUCGACCAUCACCUGCAAGUCGAGGAGGUGCGGCUUCGAUCAGCUGUGGGGCGGGGCCGGCGACCCCUGCCCGCGACUGAGGGCCUGGUCGAAGUCCGGCUUCCUGAGGGCUGGCUGCAAGUGUGUGACAAAGGCUGGAGCGCCCAGAACAGCCACGUGGUCUGCGGGAUGCUGGGCUUCCCUAGCGAAAAGAGGGUCAACACGGCCUUCUACAGACCAGCCACCGAGCUUAAAGUCAAACCCAAACCCCAAGCAGGCAGGGACCCUAUCGAGAGGCUGCUGGCCCAGCGGCAGCAACACUUCUUUGGUCUGCACGGGGUGGCGUGUGUGGGCACAGAGGCCCACCUCUCCCUCUGCUCCCUGGAGUUCUAUCGUGCCAAUGACACGAUCAGGUGCCCUGGAGGGGCCCCUGCGGUGGUGAGCUGUGUGUCAGGCCCUCUCUACGCUGCUUCCAGUGGCCAGAAGAAGCAACAACAGUGGAAGCCUCAGGCGGAGGUCCUUGUGCGUCUAAAGGGUGGAUCCCACCCUGGAGAGGGCCGGGUGGAAGUCUUGAAGUCUGGCACGUGGGGCACAGUCUGUGACCGCAAGUGGGAUCUCCUGGCAGCCAGCGUGGUGUGUCGGGAGCUGGGCUUCGGGAGCGCUCAAGAGGCUCUGAGUGGUGCCCGCAUGGGGCAGGGCAUGGGUGCCAUCCACUUGAGUGAAGUGCGAUGCUCUGGACAGGAACCUUCCAUCUGGAAUUGCCCCCACAAGAACAUCACAGCUGAGGACUGCUCCCAUAGCCGGGAUGCUGGGGUCCGAUGCAACCUGCCGUACACUGGGGUGGAGACCAAGAUCCGACUCAGUGGGGGCCGCAGUCGAUAUGAGGGGCGAGUUGAGGUGCAAAUUGGAGGACCUGGGGCCCUUCGCUGGGGUCUCAUCUGUGGGGAUGACUGGGGGACACUGGAAGCCAUGGUGGCCUGUAGACAACUCGGCCUGGGCUACGCCAGCCAUGGCCUGCAGGAGACCUGGUACUGGGACUCGGGGAAUAUAACAGAGCUGGUGAUGAGUGGAGUGCGCUGCACAGGGACCGAGCUGUCCCUAGACCAAUGUGCUCAUCACAGCUCCCACAUCACCUGCAAGAGGACAGGGACCCGCUUUACCGCUGGAGUCAUCUGUUCUGAGACCGCGUCCGAUCUGCUGCUGCACUCGGCACUGGUACAGGAGACGGCCUACAUCGAGGACCGGCCCCUUCACAUGUUGUACUGUGCUGCCGAGGAGAACUGCCUGGCCAGCUCGGCCCGCUCAGCCAACUGGCCUUAUGGCCACCGGCGUCUGCUCCGAUUCUCCUCCCAGAUCCACAACCUGGGACGCGCUGACUUCAGGCCUAAGGCUGGCCGCCACUCCUGGGUGUGGCACGAGUGUCAUGGGCACUACCACAGUAUGGACAUCUUCACUCACUACGAUAUUCUGACCCCCAAUGGCACCAAGGUGGCUGAGGGCCACAAAGCUAGUUUCUGUCUAGAAGAUACUGAGUGUUAUGAGGAUGUCGCCAAGAGGUAUGAGUGCGCCAACUUUGGAGAGCAGGGCAUCACCGUGGGUUGCUGGGAUCUCUACCGGCAUGACAUCGACUGUCAGUGGAUCGACAUCACAGAUGUGAAGCCAGGAAACUAUAUUCUACAGGUGGUCAUCAACCCAAAUUUUGAAGUAGCUGAGAGUGACUUCACCAACAACGCAAUGAAAUGUAACUGCAAAUACGACGGACAUCGCAUCUGGGUGCACAACUGCCACAUCGGUGAUGCCUUCAGUGAAGAAGCCAACAAGAGAUUUGAGCGCUACCCUGGCCAGACCAACAACCAGAUCAUCUAAGGUGCCACCACCCUCUGCAAACCACCACUGGCCCCUAAUGGCAGGGGUCCGAGGCUGCCAUUACCUCAGGAGCUUACCAAGGGAUCCCUGAUGUCAGCAGGCUCACUGCACUCCCCCAGCUGUGCCCUAGGGAUGUGGAACUGCCAAGCAGAAGUCACCACCCUCCCUGCUAGGCCAGCUGUCAGCAUCUGUGGCCCAGCACCAAGCCGAGCCCAUCACAACGCAGCGCCUAACUAACUGCCCAUAACAACAGAUGGCAGUGGCUACUUAUUUUGAAUGGGGAGGUCAAGACGGUCAGCUCCAGUAUCUCCCCUCAGUUCAGAGGGGGAUACAGCCUUACCUCUAGCCUUUUGGUGGGGGAAAAACCCAGCUCCCUCCCCUUGUUUUGACUAUAACAGGUUGCUAGGUAUAAUUUUAUUUUAUAUAAAAAGUGUUUUUGUGAGUCUUCAGAA
Messenger RNA from Loxodonta africana (African savanna elephant), 2891 nucleotides. It is a transcript of the gene LOXL3, whose product is annotated as lysyl oxidase like 3. Gene Ontology annotation, molecular function: protein-lysine 6-oxidase activity; copper ion binding. The transcript is spliced from 15 exons. The record is from RefSeq and is a predicted model, not a curated record. Gene Ontology annotation, cellular component: membrane. Gene Ontology annotation, biological process: collagen fibril organization; peptidyl-lysine oxidation; inflammatory response. NCBI's taxonomy places the organism in Eukaryota, Metazoa, Chordata, Mammalia, Proboscidea, Elephantidae. Bases 139 to 2439 code for a protein of 766 amino acids.